Messenger RNA from Ananas comosus (pineapple), 2807 nucleotides. Its product is annotated as chloride channel protein CLC-c-like. Lineage: Eukaryota; Viridiplantae; Streptophyta; Magnoliopsida; Poales; Bromeliaceae. Bases 1 to 2394 code for a protein of 797 amino acids. Gene Ontology annotation, cellular component: plant-type vacuole membrane; intracellular membrane-bounded organelle. The transcript has 9 exons. Gene Ontology annotation, molecular function: voltage-gated chloride channel activity. The record is from RefSeq and is a predicted model, not a curated record. Gene Ontology annotation, biological process: transmembrane transport; chloride transport.
AUGGCAAAGAACUUAGUGCUGCGCCACCGCCCUAUAAAACCCCAUCCCCACUCUCUCUUCGUUAUCAAAAAAAAAAAAAAAAAAAAAAAAGCAUCUAUACGUGAAGUAGUUGUCGCCAUCGCCAUUUCUCUCUCUACACGAGGAGGAGGAGGAGGAGGGGUGAGGGAGCCCCUGCUCCGGCGCCGGCGCACCUUGAACACCACCUCCCAGAUCGCCAUCGUCGGCGCCAACGUGUGCCCCAUCGAGAGCUUGGAUUACGAAAUUGUGGAGAAUGAUCUAAUCAAGCAAGAUUGGAGAUCGAGAACGAAAGUUCAGAUAUAUCAGUACAUAGUUCUCAAGUGGACUCUCGCUCUUCUUAUAGGCAUAAUAACUGGAGUUGUUGGCUUCUUCAACAACCUUGCAGUUGAAAACAUUGCUGGAUUCAAACUAGUGUUGACAAGUGAUCUCAUGCUUAAGCGCAGAUACUUUAGUGCAUUUCUAGUAUAUGGAGGAUGCAAUUUGAUUUUGGCAACUGCAGCUGCCGCAAUCUGUGCUUAUAUCGCUCCUGCAGCUGCAGGAUCUGGUAUCCCUGAAGUUAAGGCAUACCUAAAUGGAGUUGAUUCUUAUUCUAUGUUGGCUCCUAGUACACUCUUCGUAAAGAUAUUUGGUUCAAUUCUCGGAGUUUCUGCUGGAUUUGUAUUGGGCAAGGAAGGGCCCAUGGUGCACACGGGCGCUUGCAUUGCCAACCUGUUUGGUCAGGGCGGAUCCCGCAAGUAUCAUCUGACAUGGACUUGGCUCAAAUAUUUUAAGAAUGAUAGGGACCGUCGGGAUUUGAUCACCUGUGGUGCUGCAGCUGGAGUUGCAGCCGCCUUUCGUGCGCCUGUUGGUGGUGUCCUCUUUGCUCUUGAAGAAGCAGCAUCUUGGUGGCGAAGUGCUCUUCUCUGGAGGACGUUCUUUACGACGGCUAUAGUUGCUGUUGUGCUGAGAGCUUUAAUAGUGUUCUGCCGAAGUGGAAAAUGUGGACUCUUUGGGCAAGGAGGAUUGAUCAUGUUUGAUGUUAGUCAAACCAUUAGUACGUACAGUAUUUCAGAUCUUAUCGCCAUAUUAGCCCUUGGAGUCAUUGGGGGCCUGUUCGGAGGCCUCUUUAAUUUUCUCAUGGACCGUACUCUUCAUGCAUAUAGUAUCAUCAACGAGAAAGGUGCUCCAUUCAAGAUCCUCCUCACCAUCGCCAUUUCUCUUAUCACCUCAUGCUGCUCCUACGGCCUCCCCUGGCUCGCCAGGUGCACUCCGUGCCCAGCAGGCAUCCAGGAGCAGUGCCCGACAAUCGGCCGCUCGGGCAACUACAAGAAUUUCCACUGCCCCCCCGGACACUACAACGACCUUGCCUCACUCUUCCUCAACACAAAUGACGAUGCCAUUCGCAACCUCUUUAGCGCCGGCACCGAAAACGAAUUCCACAUUUCCACCCUCGUUAUCUUCUUUACUGGCAUCUACUGUCUCGGCUUCAUAACUUACGGCAUUGCAGUCCCUGCUGGUCUCUUCAUCCCUGUUAUUCUCGCCGGCGCUUCCUUCGGACGCAUUGUAGGAACUCUUCUUGGCACGAUCGCUGACCUUGACCCCGGCCUCUUCGCGCUACUUGGUGCGGCUUCUUUUCUCGGUGGGACUAUGAGAAUGACCGUCUCGAUCUGCGUUAUUAUCUUAGAACUCACCAAUGACCUUCUUAUGCUCCCCUUAGUUAUGCUUGUUAUUCUCAUAUCCAAAACCGUCGCCGAUAGCUUUAACAAGGGAGUUUAUGAUCAAAUUGUCAUAAUGAAGGGCUUGCCUUACAUGGAGGCCCAUGCAGAGCCAUACAUGAGGCAUUUGGUCGCAGGAGAUGUGGUGUCGGGCCCGCUUUUCACAUUUUCAGGCGUGGAAAAGGUUGGAACCAUUGUGCAGACACUAAGGUUGACAGGCCAUAAUGGUUUUCCGGUGAUCGAUGAACCGCCACUUUCUGAUGCACCUGAGUUGGUCGGUCUCGUGUUAAGAUCUCAUUUAUUGGUAUUACUAAAGCGCAAGAUCUUCACCAAGGAGAGGGUUAAAGCGGGGGUAGGGGAGGUACUACAAAGGUUCGGCAAAUUCGACUUUGCAAAGCCAGGAUCGGGGAAAGGUUUGAAAUUCGAAGACUUGGAUAUCACUGAGGAGGAAAUGGAAAUGUAUGUCGACCUACACCCGAUAACGAAUACUUCGCCAUACACGGUUGUUGAGACGAUGUCGCUAGCUAAAGCCGCAAUGCUUUUCCGCGAGCUCGGGCUCAGGCACCUGUGUGUUGUGCCAAAGACACCUGGAAGGCCUCCGAUCGUAGGAAUUCUCACACGACACGAUUUUAUGCCGGAGCACAUUCUUGGGCUAUUUCCGCAUCUCGAACCCCACAAGUAGGCCUAUAUAGAAUCCUUGUAAUCUUCCUCUUUCUCUCUCUUGUUUUGUCGUUCAUGUUGUUGUAACUUUAAGACGUUCGUUCAUGCUAUUUCAUCGGUUCCACUCUCGCGCUUUCAAAGAGAUAUAAGGCCUAUUUUGAAUGCUCAGGAAAGAACUGGUGCUGUACUGCGAAGCCUGAUUGUUUUUUGAUCCAUGUUUAUAUGCUUCAAGUUACAUAUUUGAGAGCUUUACCGCUAAACAACAUUGAAUCUUUAAUUUUCAAAUUCAGACAUUUGAUACUGCAGUUUUUGUAGAUUACUUUUUGGAAGAAUAAAAAAAGCUCUUCAAUAAUAUGCUUGUAAGUAUUGUAGAAGCCAGAAAUGUUGUAAUAUUUGGAGUGACUUUGAAUCUAAUAUUUCCAUUUGGUACCGUUU